This is a messenger RNA of Hippocampus comes (tiger tail seahorse), 3032 nucleotides long. It is a transcript of the gene myrfl, whose product is annotated as myelin regulatory factor like. Bases 374 to 2887 code for a protein of 837 amino acids. Gene Ontology annotation, molecular function: sequence-specific DNA binding; DNA-binding transcription factor activity. Gene Ontology annotation, biological process: protein autoprocessing; positive regulation of DNA-templated transcription. The transcript is spliced from 23 exons. The record is from RefSeq and is a predicted model, not a curated record. Lineage: Eukaryota; Metazoa; Chordata; Actinopteri; Syngnathiformes; Syngnathidae. Gene Ontology annotation, cellular component: endoplasmic reticulum membrane; nucleus.
CUGGGAAAGACUGCGGCCCACCCGAGCUCCGGUGACCAUACAAAUGCGUUUCAAAUGAACAAUGAUCACCGCGCACACCCACACGCGCAGGUGAGUAACACGCCUUCUUCCUGUUCAAAGCUCAAAGUUCAGCUGACACAAACCAGACAGAAGCCACACGGCCGGAGAAAAAAAAACAUUUCGGACGCUUCUCAAACGGCCACAUUUCCUGAAACACAAGAAGAAAGCGCGUCAGGGUCCGAAGAUGGACGUCCAAAUCCGCUAACGGGUCGGAGCCCGCACCGAGCGGGACGACUGAUCCGACUGACGGAGGACGGCGGCGCGGGACAAUCGGCCAUUUUGGAGCGAAAGGCGGCGCUACCUGCUGGCCACGAUGGAGUCUGCGGCUGUGCACGGCGAGACGGAGGCGCUGCGGCAGUUCUUCCGCGGUCGCGACGUUCUGGACAGUUCGGUUGCCAUGGAUACCAGCAUCCUGGAGCAGUACCUCAGCAGCGACUUCAACGCUUUCGCGCUUCCCGACUCGCCUCCGGACUCGGACGUCUGCUCACCGGAGCGGAUCCCAGAUUUCCAAAGGGAGCUUUCCUAUUGGUCCGAGCCGCCCAUCCACUGCGGGCCCAUCCCCGCCGAGGUCCCGCCGAUGCACCUGGCCGAGCCGACCGCGCGGCACUCGUGUUUCGGCCUCAGCCGGAUGCCUUUGGGGGCGCCGGCCUCCGCCUCGCAAAACUGCUCACCCGACCGAAACAAAAGGAAAAGAAGCGAGUCGCACGGCUCGUCGCCAGAACCCGACCGACUUGCGCUCGGGGGUGACGCCCGAGGAGGACCCCUUUCCGGCGGCCGCCUGAGCUGGGAGACCUUCCGUUCGGCUGACUGGAACGCCGUCUUGGACUCCAACUCGCACGUCAUGCAUCCUCCGUUAUUGGCGGUGUCCACGGACAAGGGCUUCAACUUCUCGCCGGCCGACGAGGCUUUCGUGUGUCAGAAGAAGAACCAUUUCCAGGUGACGGUCCAAGUGGGUGUGGCCACAGAGCCCUCCUACGUGAGAACGCCGCGUGGCGUGCGCCAGCUGGACCACCUUGACAUCAACGUGUUCGGGGUCAAGAUGGAAUCUCCUGAGCAUCGCGUGCCCAUGGAGCAGUCUCAACCUGACCGCACCAAGAGGCCUUUGCGGCCUGUCAGGGUCAGCGUGGUGAGCGGCGCCAUGACCAAAGUCACGCUAGGACGCCUUCACUUCGGCGAGACCACCGCCAACAACAUGAGAAAGAGGGGACGGCCCAAUCCCGACCAGAGAUAUUUCCAGAUGGUGGUGGGGUUGUACGCCGCCGUCAAAGACCAAGACGACGAUGAGGAGUCGUCGUCCUUCCUCCUGGCCGCCCUCGUGUCCGAGAGGCUCAUCGUCCGGGCUUCCAAUCCGGGCCAGUUCGAGAUGGACGGCGACAGCCUUUGGCAGCGCGGGGCGGCGCCGGACGCCGUGGCGUGUCACGGUCGGGUGGGCAUCAACACGGACGCCCCCGACGAGGCGCUGGUGGUGUGCGGCAACGCCACCGUGAUGGGCCGCGUCAUGCAGCCGUCCGACCGGCGCGCCAAGUGCAACAUACGAGAGGCGGACGCCGAGGAGCAACUGAGGAGGAUCACGCAAAUGCGCCUGGUGGAGUUCGACUACAAGCCCGAGUUUGCCUCCAAGAUGGGCAUCGAACACACGCACCGGACAGGCGUGCUGGCUCAAGAGGUGAAGGAGCUUCUCCCUUCGGCCGUCAAGGAGGUCGGCGACAUCACGUGCCACGACGGCCACAAGAUCAACAACUUCCUGGUGGUGGACAAGGUACGACUUGCAUCUCCUCCUCCCGGCGCCCUGAUUUCUCCUCUUUGUCCUCCGCCCUCGGUCGUCCAGGACCAGAUCUUCAUGGAGAACGUGGGGGCGGUGCAGCAGCUCUCCAAGAUGGCCGACAGCCUGGAGACACGCGUGAGCGAGUUGGAGCUUUGGAAGCGACGCCUGGCCAAGUUGAAGAGCCUGACGGGAAGUCUGCGCUCCACCGGGACGUCGAGGAAGCCCAGCGCCGCGUCGGUGGCGGCGCAGAGUUUCGAGGCCCGCGCCAAAGCCGGCCAGGCCGACGACGACGGCCGCGCGCCGCAGAAAAUGCUCCGGGCCGGGGUGCUGACGCUGUGCCUCGCCGUCGCCGCCUGCAUCAUCAUCAUGGGCGCCUUGUACCUGCUCAACUCAACGCAAGGCGACGUGGACUCGUCCUCCGGUGUCAGCAACAGCAGCGUGCUUCCGGCGCCGACGGCGGCCAGCGGCAGCUCAGCGCCGCCGAUCGUCCCCCCGGGGCCGUGGCCCCCCGACGUGCACUUCUGCGAUCUGCUGUACUGCGACACCGUGUACUGCUGCCCCUCGCCAACGGGGAGCGGGCGCCGCGUCGAGGCCGGCCCGUCGCGAGCCGGCGACGGAGCGGCGGAAACCCCAGACGACUUGCUCCAGAGGCUUCAAAGCUCCACAGACUGGACCAACACAAGCAUUCAGUCCUUCAUGAUCAAAGAGAACCAGCAGGUGAUCGACAGCCGUUACUGCGUGCGAGACGAAUGCGGACCCGACAGGUUCGUCUUCCAAGUGCCCGUCAGUCCCUUUGUGCCCGUCAACAUGAGAGUGACCCUCCUCAUGAAUUCCACCGAGCUCCUGGUGGUGCACUUGUGCGCCUCCCACGAAUCGUCCACCUGCGCCGCCCUGCUGGACAGAGAGCUGAUUAGCACCAGUCGCUAUCCGCCCAAUACGCAGGGGGAACACGAAUGGCCGCUGCACGUGGCUCGCCUUUACCACAGCUCGUACCACUUUCGAUCCACAGUGGCCUGGAAGACAUCCAGGUCCACUGGAGGUGUCCUGGAGGAGGUCAUGUGACUCGAGUCUUGUGUCAUGCAACUUGUGCACAGGGCCAAGCCGACUGCAGUACCGACCAUCACUUCGGGGGGGCGCUCUUCACAGAUUACCAUUUCUACUUCUACCGCCGCUGCAGCAACUGACGCCGCUUUUUUUGUUUUUUUUU